AUGACGUCGUUGGACAGUGACAGCAACGUUCCGGUGGAUCCUAGAGUGCAGAUUGAGUUGGAAAAACUAAACGAAGCAACCGACAACAUCAACAAAUACGAAGUCGAUCUUGACGAAGCAAAAAAUGAAUUCCGCGAGCUGCUGAGGGAAAGUGCGGAAAAGAUAAAGGCGGUCGCGAAAAAGGUUGGCAAUUCGAUCGAUGCGGCGAAACCAUACUACGAGGCACGGCUGUACGCCUCCCAGCUGGCGAAGGAAACGCAGCAGUGUGCGCUUAACUUCGACAAAGCGAAAUCGGUACAUGCCGCGGCCAAGGAGAUGGUGUACCUGGCAGAACAAGGGUUGGGCGAAAAGUCCACGCUCGAUACGGCUUGCCAGGAGAUGCUAACGCACGCCACUACCCGUGUCAACGAGAGCCAGAACGAGUGUACCGAAAUGCGGAACGUGCUAAAGAUAAGCGAACUAAAGCUGGAGGUGGCCAACAACCGGGUCUGUAAGCUGCACUCCCAGCUCAAGGGUGCCAUCCGGGCGUCAAGUUUCGAUAUCCGGCGCAAUCUUUUGUUGAUGAACAUUAUUGCCUACCAGCAUGAGUUGCUUUUCCUACCGUACUAUGAGCUGCGAGCCAACUAUAACGCGCUGCUGCUGGAACAGAAGCAGAAGGUGGUGGAGCUCGAAACGAAGGUAGCCGAAUCGAAGCUACGAUACAACGAGGCCUUGUCGAACCUAGAACGCAUCUCGGAGGAGAUCCACCGGCAGCGUAAGGCACGUGCCAACAGUCUGGACGAGGAUGGCGGCGGUUCCGGAUCGUCCUCAUCGUCGGCCGUGACCGGAAGGGGCGGUAAGAUGCUUGCGACGAUGCACCUCCCGUUCAGCAACUCACCGUCAGCGGCGCGCAUCGACAGCAACGAUGAAUAUCUGGAGUUCCCGGCCAAACUGUCGAUCAAGGCGAGUCCGAUCAAGCAAAAGUAUCUGGACAAGCUGGACUGUCCCCAUCUGCUGAAGGACUUUGCGCGCAAAACGAGCCCAAGCGGUGAGAGCGACUCGGACAACUAUCAGUUCUCGCCGAAUCCAACGAUCGAUGACAUUACGAACAUGUCGUCGGAAGACAUUGAACAGUGGACGGAGAUACGGUUGUCCAACUCGAACAGUAGCAGCUCGGGGUAUUCGCAGCAUAACUCGCUAGUGCUGGAGGAUGCACCGACACCGCAGGACGAAACGACCGAUUCAUCGUCGGAGGAUAGCCCGAAAGCGAAGACGCGCAUUAUCAAGAUGGAAACUUAUCAGCCAGAAGGAGGGACGCGACGUACGGACGGUAUUGCUGGGUGGAUCGCAAAAACGGGUAGCGUCGUCGGUUCGGCGGCGUCCGGUUCGAACGCGGGCAGCAACACAAGCAGUAACUCCACCACCGCCAGCACCGGGCGGCGCCAGAGCCUGGACAUCAUCAUCGAUACCGGUGACCGGGUGAAGGAUGUGUUCGCGCAGGGCAUCCAGCGCAUCGGCAAAACACUCGAGCGGCGCAACAGCGAAUCGGAGGUCGCCCGGGACGAAUCCGCCGGAAGUGAUUUUUUUCUCUUCCAGCGCUCGGAUCCUGCAAAGGAUGGUCUGUCGGAUGAGCAGGUGGAGAACCUUCUUCUAGAUCAAGACUGCUCCGACAUCUUUCAGAACGUGGUAAACAUAUCAAAAUGAGGCCGGCCCGCAUCCGUCCACGCCGGUACGAUGGUGCGGACGGACGGGCCCAGCC
Messenger RNA from Anopheles marshallii, 1738 nucleotides. RefSeq lists its product as uncharacterized. The transcript is spliced from 6 exons. The record is from RefSeq and is a predicted model, not a curated record. Gene Ontology annotation, biological process: negative regulation of protein tyrosine kinase activity; intracellular signal transduction. Gene Ontology annotation, molecular function: protein kinase inhibitor activity. The coding region runs from base 1 to 1683 and encodes 560 amino acids. Gene Ontology annotation, cellular component: cytoplasm. Lineage: Eukaryota; Metazoa; Arthropoda; Insecta; Diptera; Culicidae.